Molecule: messenger RNA, 348 nt
Organism: Sphenostylis stenocarpa
Lineage: Eukaryota; Viridiplantae; Streptophyta; Magnoliopsida; Fabales; Fabaceae
Source: the annotation of a GenBank genome assembly
AUGGAUUCACAGGGCCAGACAACAUCUUUGCAGAGACUUCAGAAUGUAGAAAAUAGAAUUGUGAAAGUUUUGGAGCUUGCUGGAGGGGUCAUGGAUGAGCUUGCAAGUCCUGUUGGUCCUAGGAAGGAUGUGGUCCAAAACCACUGCCUUGAGUUCAUGCAACUAAUCAAGGACAUUCAGGUGGCAUUGCGUGAUGAAAUCAAAAGCGCCUGUGAAUAUCGUCCAUUUGAGAAAUGUGACUAUGGUUCAAGAAUAGCAAAUGAAAUUUGUCACAAGAAAGUGGAAUUUAUUAUUUCACAGUUAGAUGCAAUGAAACUAACUAUAGAUGAGUAUCAUGCAGCAGUUUGA